This is a messenger RNA of Alosa alosa (allis shad), 297 nucleotides long. The record is from the annotation of a RefSeq genome assembly. NCBI's taxonomy places the organism in Eukaryota, Metazoa, Chordata, Actinopteri, Clupeiformes, Clupeidae.
AUGACCCCGGUACACUUCAGUUUUAGCAUAGCAUUUAUCCUAGGCCUAAUAGGCCUGGCAUUUCACCGAACCCACCUUCUCUCUGCUCUACUAUGUUUAGAGGGCAUGAUGCUAUCACUCUUCCUUGCUCUCUCUUUAUGGACCCUACAAACAGAAGCAACAAACUUCUCUGCAGCGCCCAUGUUACUCCUCGCCUUCUCUGCUUGUGAAGCCAGCACUGGUCUUGCCCUGCUAGUGGCAACAGCCCGAACCCAUGGAACAGACCGACUACAAAACCUUAACCUCCUGCAAUGUUAA